This is a messenger RNA of Thelazia callipaeda (thelaziosis nematode), 2217 nucleotides long. The record is from the annotation of a GenBank genome assembly. Lineage: Eukaryota; Metazoa; Nematoda; Chromadorea; Rhabditida; Thelaziidae.
AUGCAUUGCAAGCAGUUAUUUCAGAAUGAUGAGAAUCAUGAUCGAGAUGAGUUGCGAAGUUCUUAUCGUAAAGUGCUGCUUGUUGUGACAAAUGAUACUUUACGAAAAGAAGAGGGAGAUCAUGAAGCACUGGUAGCUAAACUUCUUAGCAAACCUUUCAAAGUACCAAUUCCCAACUAUACGUGUUCUGGGAGGCCUCGUCCUCUUGGACUUCGCCAUGCUACAACUCGAUGUGCAUUGUUCGAUCCAUAUGUUGAGGGAGCACUGGUAUUAUUUACUCCUCCCGAACUUAGUGCUCAUGAUGCUCUUAAGAUUGAUAGCAACAAGCAGGUACAUGUCGUGGUGGAUCCAAUGCUGAGUUCUAUUCUACGGCCUCAUCAACGGGAAGGUGUGAAAUUUAUGUAUGACUGUGUCACAGGCGCUCGUAUACCAUCCUCUCAUGGUUGCAUCAUGGCUGAUGAGAUGGGUUUGGGCAAAACAUUGCAGUGUAUCACUUUAAUGUGGACAUUACUCAGGCAAGGACCGGAUGCUAAGCCAACGCUAAGUAAAGCAGUAAUCGUCUGCCCUAGUAGUCUCGUCAAGAAUUGGGAUAAGGAAAUAAGAAAGUGGCUUGGAGGUCGAGUGAAUGCGUUAGCUAUAGAUUCUGGUAAAAAAGACGAAAUCGACAAAACUUUAGGCUUCCUAAUGAGAGAAAGGUUCAUCUUUCAAAUUGGAGUACGCUGUCCUACUCCCGUGCUAAUUAUUUCCUACGAAACCUUUCGAUUGCAUGUAACUGUUUUGCUGCAAAAAGAAAUCGGAUUAGUUAUUUGUGACGAGGGUCAUCGAUUAAAAAAUAGUGAUAACCAGACAUAUCAAGCGCUUUCUAGUUUGAAGUGUAAACGACGAGUACUCAUCUCUGGCACUCCAAUCCAAAAUGAUCUCCUUGAAUACUAUAGUUUGGUGAACUUUGUAAAUCCUGGUUUGCUUGGUACAGCUUCGGAAUUCAAACGACGUUUCGAAAAUGUUAUUCUACGAGGUCGAGAUGCUAAUGCAACGGAAUUACAACGUGAGAAGGGUGAUGCUGCUCUUGCUGAAAUGUCAUCUGUUGUGAGUAAGUGUAUCAUUAGAAGAACAUCUGCACUGCUCACGAAAUAUCUUCCGAUCAAAUAUGAACUUAUCGUUUGCUGUAAAUUAACAGGACUACAGGAAAAAUUGUACAAACAACUUAUUGGUACAUUAUCAGGAAAUACCAAACAGAAGGUGAUUGAAGGUGAUAAAAUGACAAGCACAGCACUUUCAUUCAUAACAAACUUAAAGAAAUUAUGCAAUCAUCCACAGCUGAUAUUUGACAAGUGUCAGAAAAGAGAAGAAGGAUUUGAAGAUUGCUUAAGAUUGUUUCCCAAUGAUUUUGGCGGGAAAUUCGAGCCGGCUUUAUCUGGGAAAAUGAAAGUCCUUGACUAUCUGUUAGCAGCUACAAGAGCUACCACCAGCGAUAAAUUUGUUCUUGUGUCUAAUUAUACACAAACAAUAGACGCAUUUGUCGAGCUAUGUCAACUUCGUCGUUAUCCUUAUGUUCGCUUGGAUGGAAGUUGUUCAAUUAAACAGCGAGCGAAAAUAGUGGAACAGUUUAACAGUCCAGAGAGUCCCGAAUAUGUAUUUCUGUUAUCGUCAAAAGCUGGUGGUUGUGGGUUGAAUUUGAUUGGCGCAAAUCGGCUUGUUAUGUUUGAUCCGGAUUGGAAUCCUGCAAAUGACGAUCAGGCUAUGGCACGAGUAUGGAGAGAUGGACAGAAGAAAAACUGUUUCAUUUAUCGGCUCCUUGCGACAGGUUCUAUUGAAGAAAAGAUGUUUCAAAGGCAAGCGCAUAAGAAAGCAUUGUCAUCUUGUGUGGUAGACGAAGUCUCCAAUGUGGCACGACAUUUUAGCAAAGACCAGUUACGUCAUUUAUUUAAUCUAAAGACGGAUGUCGCAUCAGACACACAUGAUUCAUUAAAGUGUGAUCGAUGUGUAAAUGGUAUUGAAUUCCGAGAACCUCAGGAAGAGUCUGACACAAACUCGGAUCUCAGUCAAUGGUAUCACGUCCAAAAAGAUCUACGUAAAGUACCGGAUCAAGUGCUAAAAAGAAUAUAUGACUGCGGAGAUAUAACAUUUGUUUUCCAUCAAAAGUCUCAUGAUUCCAAAAGCGACAUGGUUAAAGAUGAGAUUGAAGAAAACAAGGAAGCAGUUGAGGAGGAUUCUUGA